UCUCGGAGCAGGAAUUUUGGGGAGUGGAAAUUCCGCUGUUACUUUAACGACUCGUCUAGUAUUCCUGACAUUUCUGCUGUAGCGGUCAUUCGCUGCGAACGGAGAGGAAACGGAACAGAAAAAAGGAGUAAAAGACUCGCAGAAAGGCACUCCAAUGGCCCUCACGGCUGUUUUUUUCCCACUUACUACCGAUUAACUAGUGGUUUCAACAUCUAAUUUAUAAUUUUCUUUUUUAUUCCCCACUUGGAAGCAUGUUUAUCGUUCUUGCUGGGUAUUAGAAGUGUGAGGUCUGAGGAGGAAAUCAGGGCGCACAGCUACCACUUUUGGGAGAUGACAAGUUCCCUGUCAGACGCAGGGCUCUGGUGCUGAAGCUCACAGGAUGCUGGGGACCAUACAACCACCAGAUCUCAUACUUUGAGACAAUAUCGGUUAUUUCUCCUCUGUGGACGCAAACUGUGUGGACGCUUCUUCCCGUUGUUUCUUCUGUUUCUUUUUUAUUUUACAAAAUAUGGUGUGCCAUUUUAUAAGGAUGCGUAGUGGAUUGCUAUUGUUCCUUCUCACCCAAGUCAUCUUGGUGUCUUCGUUGGCUCAGACUGAUAAAUGCGGGGGGAACAUAGAGAUACAUGACGCGGACUACCUGACCUCCCCGGGUUAUCCCGGCGCCUACCCGCCCUCCCAGCAGUGUGUGUGGGUGAUAACCGCCCCUGAAACGGGUCAGAAGAUUCUCAUCAACUUCAAUCCGCAUUUUGAUCUGGAGGACAGAGAUUGCAAGUAUGACUAUGUGGAAGUUUACAACGGCGGCGAUGAGUAUUCGCCCAUGUUGGGAAAGUUUUGUGGGAAAAUCGCACCGUCUCCGAUCAUCUCCAGCGGCGGCCAGCUCCUCAUCAAGUUUGUCUCCGACUAUGAGACUCACGGGGCUGGAUUCUCUGUCCGCUACGAGGUCUUCAAGACAGGUCCAGAGUGUUCCAGGAACUUCACGGCUCCCAGAGGUGUCAUCAAGACCCCAGGCUUCCCAGAAAAGUACCCCAAUAACCUGGACUGCACCUUCAUGAUUUUCGCCCCAAAGAUGUCAGAGAUCGUGGUGGAGUUCGACAGCUUCGACAUGGAGCCUGACACCACGCCGCCACCAGGCGCGCUGUGCCGAUACGACUGGCUGGAGAUCUGGGACGGCUUCCCUGCAGUGGGUCCUCACAUCGGCAGAUACUGUGGCCAGACGUCCCCGGGCCGAGUGAUCUCCUACACAGGAAUCCUGUCUAUGACCAUCACCACUGACAAUGCUAUCGCCAAAGAGGGGUUCUCUGCCAACUACACCAUCCGUGAGUGGAGCCUCCCACCUGGACAUGAAGAUGAGGAUUUUGCGUGUAUGGAGCCGCUGGGCAUGGAGUCUGGGGAAAUUUCAUCAGACCAGAUCACCGCCUCUUCCCAGUAUAACUCCAACUGGUCCCCCGAACGCUCCCGUCUCAACUACCAGGAGAAUGGCUGGACGCCUUCAGACGAUACCAUCAGAGAAUGGAUACAGGUGGACUUGGGGUUUCUCCGAUUUGUUACAGCCAUCGGGACACAGGGAGCAAUCUCAAAAGAGACCAGGAAGCACUACUACGUCCGCUCAUACAAAGUAGAUCUAAGCUCUAACGGAGAGGACUGGGUCACGGUGAAGGAAGGCUCAAAACAGAAGAUCUUUCAGGGGAACCACAACCCUACAGAAGAAGUCCGUGCCGUCCUCCCCAAACAGACUCUGACUCGCUACAUUCGUAUCCGUCCCAUGUCCUGGGAGCAGGGAAUCUGCAUGCGCUUUGAGAUCUAUGGCUGCAGAACAUCAGACUACCCAUGUUCAGGGAUGUUGGGGAUGGUGUCGGGCCAGAUCUCAGAUGCUCAGAUCAGCGCCUCUUCCUACACAGAUCGGGGAUGGGUGGCCGAGAAUGCCCGGUUAUUGACGGGGCGGUCUGGGUGGACUGGGCAGCAGACCAAGCAGCCCUUUAAGAAUGAGUGGCUCCAGGUGGAUCUGGGUCAGGACAAGAUGGUGAGUGGAGUGGUGAUCCAGGGAGGGAAACACCGCGACCGCAACGUCUUCAUGAAGAGGUUCAAGGUGGGCCACAGCCUGGACGGUGAAGAAUGGACCAUUAUCAAGGAGGAGAACACGACCAGACCCAAGAUAUUUAUCGGGAAUCAGAACCAUGAAACCCCAGAGUUGAGAUCAGUUGGUCCACUUUUGACUCGCUUUGUCAGAAUCUACCCAGAGAGAGCCACUACUGAGGGCGUGGGCCUCCGUCUGGAGCUGCUGGGCUGCGAACUAGAAGAAAUAACUACCACAGCGCCUCCCACCACCCCACUCGCCUCCACACUUUCCCUCACCACGUUUGGUGCAACCACCACAGCGCCGACCACAGCCCCUGGCACGACUCUGAGUACAGGCUGCGAGGAUGGACAACUGGACUGUGACGAUGAAACUGAAGCGCCUGAUGACUACGACCCAGAAACAGGAGGCACGAUGUUCAUCAACCCUACUGUGGACUUACCAGCUUAUCUGUGGUUCGCCUGUAAUUUUGACUUCUCGUCAUUCUGUGGUUGGACCAAAGAGACCGGUUCAGGAGCCGAGUGGUUCAUCCAGACCAGCGGGGUUCCGAUGGUCCACAGAGGGCCAAUCCUCGACCACACAGGCGGACCGGGGAACUUCAUCUACAUGCAGCUGAUUGAAGCAGAUGCUCCGAGUAAAAAUGGCGAAGGCAGAGAUGAAGAGGAGAAAAUGGCCAGGCUGACCAGCCUGCCCAUCACCUCACCAGACGCCAACCUGUGCAUGUCCUUCUGGUACCACAUGUUUGGCGAGCACGUGGGGACACUUCACAUAAAACACAGGAAGGAGCCAGAGGAAGAGCAGAUCCUGUGGAUAGUCAGUGGCCAUCAGGGCAGCCAGUGGAAGGAGGGGCGAGUUCUGCUGCCCCGUUCCAGCACCUCCUAUCAGGUGGUUGUGGAAGGCGUCGCAGAUGGACGCAGCACAGGUCACAUUGCUGUGGACAACAUCCAGAUCAUAGAUGGACUCAAUGCUGAGGACUGCAAGGAUCCAGAAACGCCUACGUCUCCACCGACUGAGAUCUUCAUGCUGCCUAUAGACUCCAUCCCUCCAAACACAAACGAACUCGGCAGCCCAGGCAACAUGCUGAAGACCCUGGACCCCAUCCUCAUCACCAUCAUUGCCAUGUCUGCGCUGGGCGUCUUCCUGGGCGCCAUCUGCGGCGUCGUCCUGUACUGCGCCUGCUCACAAGGCAGCAUGACAGACAGGAACUUAUCCGCCCUGGAAAAUUAUAACUUUGAGCUGGUGGAUGGCGUGAAGCUAAAGAAGGACAAGAUGAACGGACAGACUAAUAAUUACUCAGAGGCGUGAGCGAGAAACGAAGGGACGGAGCCGCAAACGCUCCGCCGGUGGACACAUCAAUGCAGCCAAUCAAGUGAGAGGAACACGGGGGGCUGAAGCCACCAAUGGGACGGCAGGAUGGGCUGACAGUGAGCCGAUGUAAUUUUAUUUCUCAGGAGCGGCAGUGGAAAGGACUGACCUGUAGGGGGCACUGUGUAUAAAGAAUCUGUACAGCAAAAAAAAAAAAAAGAAGAAGAAAUCUUAGGAUUCUCUUUGUUUUUUGGCGUGCUUUGUUGAUUUCAUGUAAUCACAUGCUGGUGUUGAGACCAAUUCAGAUGAAAGUAUUGUUUGUGUACUUUUAUGGAAAGAUAAGAUUUGACGUUUAUUGUUUCUUUUCUCUGUUGUUUUUCUUGUCUUUUCCUUCAGAUGCCCUUGUUACACAGAAAGAGAAAUUUUAUGUGAAAUUUAACAUCUGGCUCUUAAGCUGGCCAUACGUCUGAGUGAGUGUGUGAAAGUAUGUACACAUCUGCAUCUAAGGCAUGUGUAUGUGUGCAUUACACUCAUGUUUAUCUGUGCACAUGAAGUGCAAGCAUCUGUAUGCGUGUUUGAGUGUGUGAGAUGGUGUGUGUCUGUGAAGCAGGCACCACCCAGGCCCGUUGCCCUUCAUCCAGCUCCAACAGUGCCUUUUUUUUCCUCCAGUUUUCUGUUGCCUUUUUUUCUGCUGGUUGUUUUCCCAUCGGCUGGCGCUUUGUCCAGGGUUCCUACACAGACGUGUGGAAAAACCUUUGCAAGACUGUGAUCACAAAACUUAAAAUUUUUAAAAAAGCUGUAGUGUACCAUUACUUGGCUUUCCACACUUGUUGGUGUACAUCUGUAGAUCCUCAUGCCUUGUUGACGAUCAUACCGACACAGACUGAACUGCUGAAUUCCAAGCAGAAAAUGUGUAGGAGCCCUGAAUGCCUCAUUUUCACGGCACAUGAUACAUCUAACAUAUUGUACAUAGCUUUUAAUAUAUUUGAGGGCCCUUUUCUAUAGAAAAAGACACCAGUGCUGCAGUAUCCUUUCUACAUCUGAACUAACUCAUAAUGCCUCAAGAGAAGUGCUGAUUUUUUUCAAUACAGGGUAAAACAGAGAACCUCAGCACCACUAAGGAGGAAAUAUUGAUUACAAUCAUGGAUCAGAGCUCCUCUCUGACACGUAAAGUGACUAUUAAACCUUUGGCGUGUCAGUCUGGGAGUUAUCAGAAGGACUUUGAGCAUCUCUCUUGGGGAUUUUUUAUCAGGCUUACAGGAUAUAGAGGUAUCAGGACGGAGUCUGACCACAAAUUAUGGUUUGCUGUGACGAUGCUGUACUGUUUGACUCUGAGAGGAGAAACAUUGGAGGGAUCUGUCAUGGAGGUAAAUGCAAAAGAAACUCACAGCAGAAAUACAAAUGAUAUAUUCCACAUUUCUUUCCCCAUAUAAGUCUGUCUUGAAUAUGUUUUUUUUUCUGUAAGAUUCACUGACUUAAUAGUUUGUUUUGACUGCUGCAGAUCAAGUAAACAUUAAUUUGAUAUAUGAAUUUUCAGUAUAAAUAUUAAAGGUGCAGUGUGUAACAACUUCAAAGGUCAAAAAACCUUUAAGAUAUAUAUAUAUUUAAAAGAAAAAAACUUUUCUAGUUUCUAUUGGUAUCUAAACACUUACUAAAAAAACUGUUAUGUUUUUAUUAUCCUAGAAUAAGCCAUUUAUAUAUACCUGCCAUGAGUCCACAUACAUGGAAGCCACCAUAUUUGUGCUACCAUUUUUCUACAGUGUCUCUGAAUGGACAAAGAACUGUGUGUGUAAAGUGAGAACCCUCUGAGCUUUAAAACAGCAGUACUGAUUUUGUUUGAUCGGUGUUAGAGGACCGUUUGGGAUAAGUAGCAUUUUAAAAGGCACAUGGAAGAAGAGAGUACACAUGUACAUGUACAUGUACAAUGUUAAAGUAGCUACAUGUAUGAAAACGUUUAUGUCUGGCCACAGACGGCCACUGUCUAUUCACAACUGUGAUUAUCAUUUAAAGUCAUCACUAUGCUCAUGUUAACCACUAGAUGCCAGUCAUUCUUACACACUGUACCUUUAAAUUUUUAUUCCUGACCUGCAUUUUCCUCAUUUCAUUUUAUUUCAGGGCAUUUUUUCUUUUCUGUUCAUGUUAAACCAUUUUAGAAAACAGGUGAUCUUGAAGAGAAUGUUUUUCUGACCCAAAUAAUGCACAACUUUCUUAUGUUGUUUUUUUUUUCCUUUUCUUUUUUGAUAGCCUGUGAUACUGGUAACUCAAAUAUAGAGCACCUUAUAGAUGGGCCAACUGAGUCUUGGAAGGUAGGGAUUGUAAAAAAAAACAAAAACAAAUGAUCACCUUCAUUCAUGUCUAUGUAUGCAUGUUAGAACAUGGUUUCCGGAAUGUUUAGGGCAAGAUGAAACACUUUUCUGGUGGUUUCUGGUCUAAACUCGCAAUCAGCUAAAGGGAAUUGUUGGGCUCAUUUAAUCCUUUUUCUCCUGCUUCACAGCUAGUUUUGUUUCUCUUCUUCCUCAAAGCUUCAUGACCAUGACUAUUUAUCGCAGCCAUGCUUACAGAAACAAGUUGGUUCUGUUAAAUCUGUUAAUAAAACAGCUUGAACCACAUUUUUACAAAUUUAAGAUUUGCUUUAAGAUUUACUUAUUUGGCCAAUGACGACUAAUUAGCUUUUCCCUGAGUUCUCACUUCCUCCCAUAAUGUCCUCCUGUGUUUCUUUGCUGAAUCAGCCACUAUGCAUGUCCAAAAUGGCCAGUGAGUUGAUAUCCAGUUGCUGGCGUGUGUCGUAAAGCAAAACUUUACUGCACACAGCUGUUAUGUGAUGCCCCAGUUUCUCAGCCUUGGAAUGCUGCAGGGCAAAGACGGCUGAAGGAAUGUGCAUAAUUAGUGUCGGUGUGCCAUCAAAAUGAGUCAGAAACCCAGACUGCUUUAACAUUUUAACAACUUAGUUUGUUGCAACAGAUGGUUUAUGUGCGUAACUAUGACCGUUGCUGCUUUAUUCUUCUUUAAUUGAGGCAAAGUUUAGCUAGUUUGUUUCCUAUAUUACUGCACUGUGUGCAUCAGAUCUGUCCAUUUUUAAUGUAGCACUAUCUUGCAUCGCUCAUUUCAAAUUGUAAGAAGAGAGAGCAAGUUUAUAAAAGAUGUCUUUAAAAAGUGAGUUUUCUCCCCUCUUGUUCAUGACUGUCUGGUUUUUCUAACUUUUCCAUUUAGAUCAGCUUAUCUGGCUGUUUGGAUGCUCCUCUCUUUGUUUUUUUCUGUAAAAAAGUUCAUUUCAUACAUUUUUACUGCAAAAUAACCAGUGGGCCUGGAAGAACGCAGCAGCCAGACGUUAACAAGGCUCCUCCAACUUGAAACGAGAAAGGAUGCUGCAGCACUCGACAUGAAAACAAAUGUUGCACUGAUAUAUUUAAAACAAAAAAAAUCUAUGUGUUUAUAAUCUUGGUUUAUGAAAAGAGAGGAGGGAGGAGGGAGAUUAGAGGGCAGUGUUGUUGCUUCUUUUUAACAUGGUUUCAGAUGACAGUGUUAUAAUUCUGAAAUGUACAAUUUACAGAGAUGAUUUUCAUUCUCGAAAAAGCUUAUAUGCAUCUCUUCGAAGCGUAACAGUUUUAUUUACUUGGUAUAAUAUCACCUUGUGUUUUUGUACUGUCACUGAUGUACGUGCCAUUGGUUAGAUUUUUUUGUUUUCUUUGUAUGACAAGAAAAAAAAUGUUUUAUUUUCUGUACUGUUCUGUAAUUUUGCUGUCUCAAAAGAAGAAAAAAGGAGACAAGGAAGUAAAAAGAAUUGGAAAGCAGUGAGGCCUUAUGUGACUAAAAGUAUUGUUUGUACUUUGACUUUCGGGUCAGCACCCAGACUCAUCCGUCUCUGUUGUCUCAGACUCUCAUCACUGACUAUUACAUUCCAAAGAAUUGGGUCAAAUAAAUGUUUUAAGUAAAA
This is a messenger RNA of Melanotaenia boesemani (Boeseman's rainbowfish), 7313 nucleotides long. RefSeq names its product neuropilin-1a-like. Gene Ontology annotation, biological process: vascular endothelial growth factor signaling pathway; angiogenesis; axon guidance. Gene Ontology annotation, molecular function: semaphorin receptor activity; vascular endothelial growth factor receptor activity. Lineage: Eukaryota; Metazoa; Chordata; Actinopteri; Atheriniformes; Melanotaeniidae. The record is from RefSeq and is a predicted model, not a curated record. The coding region runs from base 509 to 3379 and encodes 956 amino acids. Gene Ontology annotation, cellular component: membrane. The transcript is spliced from 19 exons.